Messenger RNA from Ailuropoda melanoleuca (giant panda), 4120 nucleotides. It is a transcript of the gene PLA2G4D, whose product is annotated as phospholipase A2 group IVD. Gene Ontology annotation, biological process: glycerophospholipid catabolic process. Gene Ontology annotation, cellular component: cytosol. The transcript has 20 exons. NCBI's taxonomy places the organism in Eukaryota, Metazoa, Chordata, Mammalia, Carnivora, Ursidae. Gene Ontology annotation, molecular function: calcium ion binding; calcium-dependent phospholipid binding. Bases 88 to 2541 code for a protein of 817 amino acids. The record is from RefSeq and is a predicted model, not a curated record.
CAUCCCGCUGGAAUAGUUGCUACCAGCUAGCCAGGGAGCUGGUGUCUUGGUGGGAGCUGGUCUUGGAGUGGAGCCAGAAGGCUUGGUAUGGAAAGACUGACAACUACGGGACCACCUGGCCGCCCUCACCAGGGGGAGGCCUCUGCUUGCUGGCGGCUCACUGUGAGGGUUCUGGAGGCACGGAACCUGGGCUGGACUGACCUGUUGAGUGAGGCAGACCCCUAUGUGACCCUACAGCUGUCCACCGUCCCUGGAACAAAGUUUAAGACCAAAACAAUCAUGAACUCCAGUCAUCCUGUGUGGAAUGAGACCUUCAGUUUCCUAAUCCAGAGUCAGGUCAAGAAUGUCCUGGAGCUAAACGUCUAUGAUGAGGACUCAGUCACGGAAGAUGAUGCCUGCUUCAAGUUUCUCUAUGACGUCUCAGAAGUCCUCCCUGGCGAGCUGCUCCGGAAGACCUUCUCCCUGCAACCCCAGGGACAGGAGGAGCUGGACGUGGAGUUCCUGCUGGAAAAAACGUCAGACUGUCCAGAAAACCUCAUCACCAACAACGUCCUUGUGGCCCGAGAGCUGUCAUGCCUGGAUGUCCAUCUGGACCACAUGGAGAGCACAGCCACCAUCACAGAUCAGGCCUGGCUGGAGCUGGAGCUCGUGCUGACGGGGUCCUAUGAAAACACACAGACAUCUGCGCUGGGUCCAGCCUCUGCCUUCCGCUUCCAUUACAUGGCAGCCCAAGACGCAGAGCUGAGUGCACGUCUGAGGAGCUCUGAAAGCAAUGGCUGGAAUUCCGACAAGACAGCUGGGCACCUCACUGUGCCCCUGAGGUCACUGGCCAUGGGAAAGGAGGUGACGAUUAACAUUCCUGCUACAAAUACCCCAGGAGUGAGGCUGCAGAUCAAGGCUGAGAGCUGCCCUAAGGAGCUGGCUGUGCGCCUGGGCUUUGAUCUGUGCGCAGAGGAGCAGGCCUUCCUGAGCAGGAGGAAACAGGUGGUCGCCAAGGCUCUCAAGCAGGCCCUGCAGCUGGACAGAGACCUACAGGAGGAUGAGGUCCCCGUGGUGGGCAUCAUGGCCACAGGAGGAGGUGCCCGGGCCAUGACCUCUCUCUACGGCCACCUGUUGGCCCUGCAGAAGCUGGGCCUCCUGGACUGUGUGACCUACUUCAGCGGCAUCUCAGGCUCUACAUGGACAAUGGCCCACCUCUACGGGGACCCUGAGUGGUCACAGAAGGACCUCGAAGGACCCAUCAAAUAUGCCAGGGAACACCUGACCAAGAGCAAGAUGGAGGCCUUCUCCCCAGAGCACCUAGCGAGCUACCAUCAGGAGCUGGAACUGCGGGCGGAGCAGGGCCACCCCACGACUUUUGUGGACCUGUGGGCUCUCGUGCUGGAGUCCAUGCUGCACGGCCAGGUGAUGGAUCAGAAGCUGUCGGAACAGAGAGCAGCACUGGAACAGGGCCAGAACCCUCUGCCCCUCUACUUGAGCCUCAAUGUCAAAGAGAACAAUCUGGAGACCCUCGACUUCAAGGAGUGGGUGGAGUUUUCCCCCUAUGAGGUCGGGUUCCUGAAGUAUGGAGCCUUCGUCCCUACCGAGCUCUUCGGCUCCGAGUUCUUCAUGGGGAGGCUGAUGAGGAGGCUCCCUGAGUCCCGGAUCUGCUUUCUGGAAGGUAUCUGGAGCAACAUUUUCUCCCUGAACUUGCUGGAUGUCUGGUAUGGCCUCAUCAGCUCUGAUGACACCCGGAAGCAGCACAUCAAGGACAAGAUCAGGAGCCUGGAGGAGUCUCCUGCCUCCUUGAAGACCUCCUCAUGGUUGGAGGCCUCAUGGCUGCAACCCGGGACAGCACUGGCCAGGGCGUUUAAGGGCUUGCUGACGGACAGGCCGCUCCACCAGCACAGCUGCAACUUCCUCCGGGGCCUCCAGCUGCACCAGGACUACUGUAGCCAGAAAGACUUCUCCACCUGGGCAGACUGCCAGCCAGACUCCACUGCUAGCCAGCUGACUCCUCAGGAGCCCCAGCUCUGCCUGGUAGAUGCCGGCUAUUUCCUCAACACCAGCUGUCCCUCCAUGUUCCGGUCAGGCCGCAGGCUGGACCUCAUACUUGCCUUCGACUACUCCCUACCCUCGCCCUUUGAGGCACUGAAGCAGACUGAGGUGUACUGCCGGGCCCGAGGACUGCCAUUCCCUCGAGUGGAGCCCAGCCCUCAGGACCAACGCCAGCCAACAGAGUGCCACCUCUUCUCAGACCCCUCCUGCUCCGAUGCCCCAGUCCUGCUGCACUUCCCACUGGUCAACGCCUCCUUCAGGGACCACUCAGCCCCUGGUGUCCGGCGCAGCCCUGCAGAGCUCCCAGCUGGCCAGGUGGAUCUCACUGGGGCCACCUCCCCCUACUCCCUGUUCAACAUGACCUACAAGGAGGAAGACUUUGAUCGUCUGCUGCAGCUUAGUGACUAUAACGUACGGAACAGCCAGGGCGCCAUUCUGCAGGCCUUGAGGACUGCCGUGAAGCACCGGGCCCUGGGGGCCAGGCCUCCAGCAGCACUGAUUUGAGGCUACUCAGGGACCCCAACCCUCUGACAACCCUCCAGGGGCUGGGGGCUUAACCCAAGCACAGCUGGGUACGGCCACAGCCCUCGCUGGGCUGUCCAGGCCUGGGCCUCCUCUGCAGUGGGUCUCACGGCCCCCAAGUUCUCCCUCACCUUCAUCGCUGGGUGGGGAGGAGCUGAAAGUACACUCCUCCCCAGACCAGUGUGCAACAUAGCGGGUCCGACCAGACAGAUGUCCACAUGUCAUGACUUUCGUGCCCGGCGGAACGGAUUGGGGUACAUGCUGCAUGUAUCAGACCAGGAGUGGGGACAGGCAGGGCAGGCCUGACUGAGAGGUGGCUCCGGGCAGCAGGAGUCACACUGUGUCCUGAGAGUCUCCUCUUCGUCCCUUCCUCCUCUUUCUCACUCUUCUUUUAUACUGUCUUUAAGCAACUUUAGUGACAUAUAAUCCACAUACCACGUAAUUCAUCCUUCUAGAGAGCAUGACUCGAUGGCUUUUACUAUGUAUUCAGAGUCGUGCAAACCUCCCCACGGUCAUUUUGAGAAGAUUUGCAUCACCCCAAAAAGAAACCCCUCACCCCUUAGCUGUCAACCUCAACCCUCCAUCCCCAGCCCUAGGCAACCACUAAUCUACUUCCUGUUUCUAUGGACUUGCUUAUUGCGGACAUUUCCUAUACAUGGAAUCACACAAUAUGUGGCCUUCUGUGUCUGGCUUCCUUGACUCAGCAUGAUGCGCUCAAGGUCAUCUACAUGGUAGCGGGCAUCAGUGCCUCAUCCCUCUAUGGCUGAAUAAAAUUCCCACACUUUACCUGAUGGUCAUUGGGUAAUGGACACUUGGGUUGUUUCCGCUCUUCAGCUGUUCCGAAUAACGUUGCUAUGAACAAUCACGUACAAAUCUGUAUGUGGAACAUGUUUUUCACUCCUUUGCAUGUCUACCAGGAAUGCACUUGCUGGAUUAUAAUGUAAUUCUCUGCUUCACCUUUUGAGGACCUGCCAGCCCAUUUUCCAAAGCUGCUGCUCCGUUUUCCAUUCUUGUCGGCCUUGUACCAGGGCUCCAUUUUCUCCACAUCUUUGCCCACACCUGUUACUGUCUGUCUUUUGAUUUCAAUCAUCAGAGUGGGUGUAAAGUGGUAUCUUAUCGGCAUUCCCUAAUAACUAAUGAUCUUAGGGACCUUUUCACAUACUUUAGGCCUUUUGUAGAUCUUCUUUAGAGAAAUGUCUAUUCAGAUCUUUUGCCCAUUUUCAUUGGAUUAUGUGUCUUUUUUAUUAUUGUUAAGGUUCUUUAUAUUUUCUACAUACAAAUCCCUGAUCCAAUGUAUGAUUUGCAGUUUUUUGCCUAAUCUGUGGGUUGCCUUUUCACUUUCCUGAUGAUACCAUGCUUUGAAGCACAGAAGCUUUCUUAUUUUGAUGGUUCCAUUUAUAUUUUCUUUUGCUACUUGUGCUUUUGGUGUCAUGUUUAAAAAACCAUUGUCUAAUCCAAUGUCAUGAAGAUUUACACCUGUUUUCUUCUAAUAGUUUUAUGGCUUUAGCCCUUACCAUUAGGUCUUUGAUCUAUUUUGAAUAAACUCUUGUAUACGGUGUGA